AUGGCACAAAUUGAAAAUCUAGAUGAUGAAAAUGGUCAGCCUGAAAACCAGCAGAGAGAAAGUAAAGAAUUGCUUGGCGUAAUUUAUGGUAUAGGGAUGAAUGUGAAUACUAUAAUAGGAGUUGGUAUUUUCACAACUCCGGGAAUUGUUUUGAACCUAAUAAAAAAGCCUUAUGUCAUACUAUUAUUAUGGCUAGCUGGUGGAAUUGUAAGUUUAUUUGGUUCCCUUAUUUAUGCCGAGUAUGGAGCUCUUCAUAGAGAUAAUGGUGGAGAAAAAAUUUAUUUGGAUAAAGCAUAUCCAUCCCCACCUUUUAUGGCAAGCUAUCUUUUUAGCUUCAUGUUCAUAUUUGUGAUUCGACCCGUGAUUAUAUGCGCAGUAUUACAGUCUGCUGCACAAUACGCGUGGUUUAUGAUUUUUGGAGAAUCUCCAUUGGAUGGAAAAGAAAAAAUUGAUUCAUCCUUAAUUGGUUGGAAUAACAAAUUUAGGCCUUACUGGGUAUUGAAAUUGGUAGCAAUUUUAUUUUUGUUAUUAAUAACAGGAUAUCAUUUGUUAAAUAGAAGAUUGGCAAAUAAGAUAAACCAUACGCUUGCAAUAACUAAAUUGGUUAUGAUAGUGGUAAUUGCAUUCAGUGGAAUAUCAAAGUAUAAUAGCGGAAAUUGGAAUAAACCUAUCGAUGAUCCAUCCCCUUAUUCUUAUCCUACGGCGAUUCUUAAUAUUUUAUUUAGUUAUAAUGGUUGGAAUACUUUAAACUAUUCUUUAGAUGAAUUUAGAAAUCCUCAAAAAAAAUUAAUACUUAGUAAUAUUAUUAGUAUUGUAAUUGUAAUUAUAUCAUAUAUAUUGGUAAACAUUGCAUUUAUUUCUGCUGCUUCACCAUCUGAUUUUGUCCCCGAAAAACGCGAUGAGGUAAUUACAGCAACUUUCUUUAGAAAAGUUUUUGUCAAUGAUACUCACGUUACCGUAGCAAGGAUAUUCUCAUUUUUUGUUGUUCUUUCUGCUAUUGGUACAGCUGCAACAAAUAUUUGGAGUGGAUCAAGAGUUAUUGUGUCAGCGGCGGAAUCAAAUUUUUUUCCAAUAAUUUCACCACAAUUAAAAAAGUGGAAAGAAAGGACUAUGAUUCAGGAAGGGCAGGGAGGGAAAAAAUUACACUACAUCGAAUAUACUCCAGUUAACGCGUUAUUAGCACAACUUGGAUGGUGUAUUUUCAUUAUAUUAUUUAUUGGCGCAUCAAUACCAGAAGAUAGUUUCGUAUUAUUUUCUUCGAUAUCAACUUUUUCUUAUUGGAUAUUUUUCAUUGCUACAAGUUGGGGUUUAGUUAGAACACGAAAAAGAAGUUCUAUUGUCUCUCCAUUCAAAGUGCCACGUAUAAUAAUUUAUUUGUUUGAAAUUUCAGGAUUACUAAUUAUUAUAUUAUCAUUUUUCCCUGAUAAAGAUCCUAACGAUCAUAUCGGUUCUAAAAUACCGUAUAUGAUUCAUAUAUCAUUUAUCUGGGUUAGCAUUAUAUUUUUGUUUGUUGGGUUUGCUUGUUGGUACUUUUUAUUUCGUAAUCAAACAACGAAAACAGCAAUAGAUACAACAUCAACACAUACAAGUGAUACAACAGACACAGAUACAACAGAAAAAGAAGAAUCAUAA
This is a messenger RNA of Rhizophagus irregularis DAOM 181602=DAOM 197198, 1632 nucleotides long. RefSeq lists its product as uncharacterized. Gene Ontology annotation, molecular function: L-amino acid transmembrane transporter activity. Gene Ontology annotation, biological process: amino acid transmembrane transport. Gene Ontology annotation, cellular component: membrane. The record is from RefSeq and is a predicted model, not a curated record. Lineage: Eukaryota; Fungi; Glomeromycota; Glomeromycetes; Glomerales; Glomeraceae.